CACGAGCUCGCAUUCCAGCUGCGUCGCCCGCUCCCUGCUCCUGACGCCCCCCGCCGUGCCGGUAUAAAAUGCGCUGAGGAGCCAUAGUCGGUCCUUUCUCCGCUCUUAUCCUGGAAUAUCUGCUGGAAAACCUUAUUACAGUAAGUAAAAAAACAUGGGGAAGGAAAAGACCCACAUCAACAUCGUGGUCAUCGGCCAUGUCGACUCUGGAAAGUCUACGACCACCGGGCACCUUAUCUACAAGUGUGGAGGCAUCGACAAGAGAACCAUCGAGAAAUUCGAGAAGGAAGCAGCAGAGAUGGGCAAAGGCUCCUUCAAGUACGCCUGGGUGCUGGACAAGCUGAAGGCCGAGCGUGAACGUGGUAUCACCAUCGACAUCUCCCUCUGGAAGUUUGAGACCAGCAAGUACUACGUCACCAUCAUCGAUGCCCCUGGACACAGGGACUUCAUCAAGAACAUGAUCACUGGCACCUCGCAGGCCGACUGCGCUGUGCUGAUCGUGGCUGGUGGUGUGGGCGAGUUCGAGGCUGGUAUCUCCAAGAACGGACAGACCCGUGAACAUGCCCUCCUGGCCUUCACCCUGGGAGUGAAGCAGCUCAUCGUGGGAGUCAACAAGAUGGACUCCACUGAGCCCCCCUACAGCCAGAAGCGUUUCGAGGAAAUCACCAAGGAAGUCAGCACCUACAUCAAGAAGAUCGGCUACAACCCUGCCACUGUUGCCUUCGUGCCCAUCUCAGGCUGGCACGGUGACAACAUGCUGGAGCCCAGCCCCAAUAUGACCUGGUUCAAAGGCUGGAAGGUGGAGCGCAAGGAGGGUAGCUGCAGCGGCACCACCCUGCUGGAGGCCCUGGACUCCAUCCUGCCCCCUACCCGCCCCACCGACAAGCCGCUCCGGCUGCCCCUGCAGGACGUCUACAAGAUUGGCGGUAUCGGAACUGUACCCGUGGGCCGUGUGGAGACCGGCACCCUCAAGGCCGGUAUGGUGGUGACCUUUGCCCCUGCCAACGUCACCACUGAGGUGAAGUCUGUGGAGAUGCACCACGAGACCCUGGUCGAGGCCCUGCCUGGAGACAAUGUUGGUUUCAACGUCAAGAACGUGUCUGUGAAGGACAUCCGUCGUGGUAACGUGGCUGGCGACAGCAAGAAUGACCCCCCUCAGGAGGCUGGAAACUUUACGGCUCAGGUCAUCAUCCUGAACCACCCGGGCCAGAUCGCCCAGGGAUAUGCCCCCGUGCUGGACUGCCACACUGCCCACAUCGCCUGCAAGUUCGCCGAGCUGAAGGAGAAGAUCGAUCGCCGUUCCGGCAAGAAGCUGGAGGACAACCCCAAGAGCCUGAAAUCCGGCGAUGCCGCCAUCAUCCUCAUGGUCCCCGGGAAGCCCAUGUGUGUGGAGAGCUUCUCCGAAUACCCUCCUCUGGGUCGCUUUGCCGUGCGUGACAUGAGGCAGACGGUGGCCGUCGGCGUGAUCAAGGCCGUCGACAAGAAGGCCUCCUCCGGUGGCAAGGUGACCAAAUCCGCACAGAAGGCCGCCAAGGCGAAGUGAACUCCCCCCUCGGACGUCGCUGCGCCUACCCCAGGCGUGUCUAAGAAGCUGAGCUCUCUACUGAAGGACUGGCUAAUGCUGAUCAAAACCCAUCGCAAAAGUUUUCGCAGGAAAGGAGGCAAAAAAUGUUCAUUUUAAGAAUUACUUGCAUUACCGGCAGAAUCAUAACUAUAAUAAAAUCCAUUAGUUGCCAUGAUGAUUAAAGAA
This is a messenger RNA of Paramormyrops kingsleyae, 1750 nucleotides long. RefSeq names its product eukaryotic translation elongation factor 1 alpha 1, like 2 (gene eef1a1l2). The record is from RefSeq and is a predicted model, not a curated record. Gene Ontology annotation, biological process: translational elongation. Gene Ontology annotation, molecular function: GTPase activity; GTP binding; translation elongation factor activity. NCBI's taxonomy places the organism in Eukaryota, Metazoa, Chordata, Actinopteri, Osteoglossiformes, Mormyridae.